CAGCAACUUGUAACUGCUUUAUGGUGGCGAAACAAUAUCUUCGGGAAAUACCCAAAAAAACAAGAUAAUUAAUUAUUAACAAAUUGUUGAGAUAAUAUUAUUUAAUAUUAUAUGAUAUUGAUAGUGUGUUUUUGAAAAUUUGAGAUACUUUAUAUAAAAAGAAAGUAGUAAAAAUGAGUAUAUUAGAAGAAACCAGACUAAAAUGGUAUGAUAUUUUAGAGAGUUUGCUUGAAUGUCCCGUAUGUUGUGAAAUACCAGAAAGCAAUAUUUUACAAUGUGCAUCGGGUCAUCACAUAUGUAUAUCCUGUCGUUAUCGAUUACAAAAUUGCCCAAUAUGUAAAAAUAAUUUUUCUAAUACAAGAAAUUUUUUUGCUGAAGAAAUGGCAAGCAAAUUGGAAGAAAUAAUGACAUCCCUUAUGUAUCCUACACAUAAAAUUAAUAGAAGAAUUCUUGAAAAUAAAAUGUGUGUAUUUACACAGACAGAAAACAUAUCUAAAGCAUCGGUAGAAGUACAAACUAGAAAUGUAUUAAUUUGGAAUAAUAAACAAACACAAACGAAUAAUACAUGGAUAGAAAAUAGAUCAAAACAAAAACAAGUAGAGAAAAGAAAGUUUCACUAUCCUAAAAUUGGAAAAGGGAAUUAUCCAUGUUGUUUAGGUUCAUGUACCAUUUCAUUAUCAUUUGAAAAGAUAGUAGAACACUUAAAAUCUUUUCAUAAGGAUGUAUUUUAUGAAUUCAAGGAGAAUAAUGGAGUAUUUACACAAACUUGUGAAUUAGAAUAUAUGAUACCAAGAGACCAUGAUUUAGCAGUUUAUGUAAGAAAUAUGGGAUUGUUUUUUAUAAAUAUCAGAAUUCUUCAUACAGGCGAUUUGAGAGGUAUGAUUUUGCUUGUAAAUAGUGCUUCAGCAAGUAAACACUUUACAUUUGAAAUAACAAUUGGAUUGGGGAGAAGAUCUGUGACAUACUCAGGAAUGGUAAAAACGUGCAGAGUAAUACAUCAACAAGCUAUGGAAGACUGUCUAUAUAUUAAAAAUUCUGAAAUGCAAAAAAAAAAUAUGGUUCGUCACGAUGGUACAUUUAGCUGUAAUCUUAGUAUUAAGCGUUCUAAUUUAACAGAAACAAAUCAUGAUUUAGAAAAUCAAGAGUAACCAAAUAUCAUAAAUUAUAUUUAUACUGUUAUAAUUGUUGUUAUUAUAAUAUUAAGGUUCGGAAGUUAAAACAGAUGUUUUUUGAUUGCACUUUAAAGAUCGUAUAUUUAAAAGUAAUUCAACAUAAUCAGUACUUUUGCUA
This is a messenger RNA of Vespa mandarinia (Asian giant hornet), 1290 nucleotides long. RefSeq lists its product as uncharacterized. The record is from RefSeq and is a predicted model, not a curated record. Gene Ontology annotation, biological process: multicellular organism development; proteasome-mediated ubiquitin-dependent protein catabolic process. Gene Ontology annotation, cellular component: cytoplasm. Lineage: Eukaryota; Metazoa; Arthropoda; Insecta; Hymenoptera; Vespidae. Gene Ontology annotation, molecular function: ubiquitin conjugating enzyme binding; ubiquitin protein ligase activity.